This is a messenger RNA of Arvicanthis niloticus (Nile rat), 2327 nucleotides long. It is a transcript of the gene Dbt, whose product is annotated as dihydrolipoamide branched chain transacylase E2. Gene Ontology annotation, molecular function: lipoic acid binding; acetyltransferase activity. Gene Ontology annotation, cellular component: cytoplasm; mitochondrion. NCBI's taxonomy places the organism in Eukaryota, Metazoa, Chordata, Mammalia, Rodentia, Muridae. The record is from RefSeq and is a predicted model, not a curated record.
CUGUGCGCUGCUGGCUAUUUCCGGAGUAAGAUGGCUGCAGCGCGUGUGCUGAGAAGCUGGAGCCGGAACUCUGUCAGACUGAGCUAUGUUCGUUAUUUUCAAACAUGUAAUAAGGGACGUGUUUUGAAGCCAAAAUAUGUGUGUUCUGUGGGUUAUCCAUUGCUCAAGUACAGCCAACCACAUCACUCCCUGAGAACAGCAGCCGUGCUCCAGGGACAGGUUGUUCAGUUCAAACUCUCCGACAUCGGAGAAGGGAUUCGAGAAGUAACUAUUAAGGAAUGGUAUGUAAAAGAAGGAGAUACGGUAUCUCAGUUUGACAGCAUCUGUGAAGUUCAAAGCGACAAGGCCUCUGUCACCAUCACCAGCCGUUACGAUGGUGUCAUUAAGAGGCUCUAUUACAAUCUAGACGAAAUUGCUUAUGUGGGGAAACCACUGAUAGACAUCGAGACAGAAGCUUUAAAGGAUUCAGAAGAAGAUGUGGUUGAAACUCCUGCUGUGUCCCAUGAGGAGCACACUCACCAAGAGAUAAAAGGCCAGAAAACACUGGCAACGCCUGCAGUUCGUCGGCUGGCGAUGGAAAACAAUAUUAAGCUGAGUGAAGUUGUUGGCUCAGGAAAAGAUGGCAGAAUACUUAAAGAAGAUAUCCUCAGCUUUUUGGAAAGGCAGACCGGAGCCAUACUGCCUCCCUCACCAAAGUCUGAAGUCACACCACCUCCACCACAGCCCAAAGACAGGACCUUCCCCACUCCAAUAUCGAAGCCUCCAGUAUUCACGGGCAAAGACCGAACGGAGCCUGUAACAGGCUUCCAAAAAGCAAUGGUCAAGACCAUGUCCGCAGCCCUGAAGAUUCCCCACUUUGGGUAUUGUGAUGAGAUCGACCUCACGGAGCUGGUGAAGCUUCGAGAAGAACUGAAGCCUGUUGCUCUGGCUCGUGGAAUCAAGCUCUCUUUCAUGCCCUUCUUCUUAAAGGCUGCUUCUUUGGGACUCCUACAGUUUCCGAUCCUUAAUGCCUCUGUGGAUGAAAACUGCCAGAACAUCACCUACAAGGCUUCUCACAACAUUGGGAUAGCAAUGGAUACUGAGCUGGGGUUGAUUGUCCCCAAUGUGAAGAAUGUUCAGGUACGCUCUGUAUUUGAGAUUGCCAUGGAACUGAACCGCCUCCAGAAACUGGGCUCCUCUGGUCAGCUCAGUACCACAGACCUUACGGGAGGGACAUUUACUCUUUCCAACAUUGGAUCAAUUGGUGGAACCUAUGCCAAGCCAGUGAUAUUGCCACCCGAAGUAGCCAUCGGUGCCCUGGGAGCGAUUAAGGCUCUCCCUCGAUUUGACGAGAAAGGAGACGUUUAUAAAGCUCAGAUCAUGAAUGUGAGCUGGUCAGCUGAUCACAGGGUCAUCGAUGGUGCCACCAUGUCACGUUUCUCUAAUUUGUGGAAAUCCUACUUAGAAAACCCAGCGUUUAUGCUGCUGGAUCUGAAAUAACGGCGAACAGGACAUCCGUGAACUUUUCGCAUUUCCAAAGAGUAUGUGAGAUCUAGCUGAGCCAGCACGGAUGCUGGUUACAGCUGCAUUAGAAAUGGUUUGUGCUGCUUGUUAGGGCUCUGAGGCACAGUAUUUAUCACUGAUGCAUUAGGUUUUCUGCUGAAAAGGAGCGGUGGGUAAUGGUUCUUCUGGGUAUCACAUUGUGUGAGUCAGAGGGAGACUUCCAUUAUGGUGCUGAGAUCUUUGUGUCAGUGAGUUGAAACAAGCAACAAAACAAAACUGAUGUCACUAAAUGCCACUAAUGUCACUCACUGGCGAGUAGUGGUACACAUGUGGUACUUGCCCUCUUUCUUUUUAAUUUUUAGCUGAUUUUUUAAAUGAAACUUUUAAAUUAUACUUAAUUGGGGAAAGGAAUUUAUAUACAAAUAUAUUUUCAUUUCCCUACGAUCAAGGUAACUGUUGUACAAAACGAGUGCAAUUCUGUUUAUCUCUUCAACUUAUGAGACAUAUCUUCUUGCCUUACAUGUAAAAUAUCAUCUAUAAACGUCGUAUAGCUAUAAAUUAGCAUUCUUGAAAGGGGGACAUAUAAGGAAGAUAUUAGUUAGAACUAAUGAUAGUUUACAACCAAAAAGGUUGUUAAAAGUAAAUAUUUAGAAUGUAUAAACAGAUGUCUAGAGCUGUGGUAAUGCUUUGGCAUCUUGCUGAGAAAUACUUGACUUUGCAAACUCACUUUGUGAUGUAAAAUACCGUAAGUAUAUCAUCACUGACUUUUUCUCUUUUAAUACUUAGAGAUUGAUUUCCUUUUGAUUCCAUUGAUGUUUAACUGAACAUGAGAAAAGGACUUGGAA